Molecule: messenger RNA, 540 nt
Organism: Linum trigynum
Lineage: Eukaryota; Viridiplantae; Streptophyta; Magnoliopsida; Malpighiales; Linaceae
Source: the annotation of a GenBank genome assembly
AUGGAAGAGGAGGUAGUUGUCUUGGAGGAGGAAGAUCCGGUAGUUGUCAUGGAGGAGGAGGUUAGUCAAGGUACCGUGAGAGGCAACAACAUGUUUAGCCGCAUGUACUCCAGGAAAGGACGUAAGAAGACAGUGUUGCCAGUUGUUCAGGAGUUGGAGGUGCCAGCCGUUACAUCGACAGUUGAUGACGUGGUUGACUUAGUCGUUAAGUCCACUAUUGGGGAAGUGGUGCAGCCGGAGUCAUUUCUUGAGCCCGAGGUGAUGGAUACUAUUGUUGAUCCGGUAUUUCAGCAGUCUUCGUCACCGGCCAUUGUGUUUGAUCCGGUAGUUCAGCAGAUGGAGUCGUCGGCCAUUGUGUCGACAUUUGAUAAAGUGGUGGUGUCGGAGUCAAUUGUCCAGCCUAUCGCCAUACAUUAUACCGACCUGGAUACAACAUUCCAUGAUGUGAUGCAAAUUGCUUUCCAGACCACUAUUGCUGCUGAAGAGAGUAUCGAGACAUCUCCGACUAUGAUACCUGUCAAGGCAACAACUGCUGCUUAG